Molecule: messenger RNA, 917 nt
Organism: Ochotona curzoniae (black-lipped pika)
Lineage: Eukaryota; Metazoa; Chordata; Mammalia; Lagomorpha; Ochotonidae
Gene: GLIPR2
Product: GLI pathogenesis related 2
Exons: 5
Coding region: 81-545 (154 amino acids)
Cellular component (GO): extracellular region
Source: RefSeq, a predicted model, not a curated record
GCCCGGCCCCUCUGGGCCAGUAAAGCGCGGGCCGGCCCGGAGCGCAGCGGACACCCAGCGAGGAGUGCGCCUAGCCGGCCAUGGGCAAGUCAGCUUCAAAACAGUUCAAUAAUGAGGUCCUGAAAGCGCACAAUGAGUACCGGCAGCAGCACGGUGUCCCUCCGCUAAAGCUCUGCAAGAAGCUCAACCGAGAGGCUCAGCAGUACUCCGAAGCCCUGGCCAGCACAAGGAUCCUCAAACACAGCCCAGAAUCCAGUCGCGGUCAAUGUGGGGAGAACCUGGCAUGGGCAUCCUACGAUCAGACAGGAAAGGAGGUGGCCGACAGAUGGUACAGUGAGAUCAAGAAUUACAAUUUCCAGCAGCCUGGUUUCACCUCGGGCACAGGGCACUUUACGGCCAUGGUGUGGAAGAAUACUAAGAAGAUGGGUGUGGGGAAGGCAUCGGCGAGCGAUGGGUCCUCCUUCGUGGUGGCCAGAUACUUCCCAGCCGGCAAUGUUGUCAACCAGGGCUUCUUCGAGGAAAAUGUCCUGCCCCCCAAGAAAUAACUGCACCCCAAGUGCCGGGAAGGCAGGAGACUUGAGAACAUGAAGUGCCUCGAACCGUAAAACCCAGCUGUGUGUCUGUCCCUGCAGGGGUGUUUGUGUGCACGGGUGAUGCGUUGCCCACAUCCCUGGUACACACCUCCGGACACUCAGUCCUGCACCAGCUCACUCCUACUGCAGCAAUGAGCAGAAAGCGCAUGUACCCUGGUGGCAGGGCUAGACCACAGUUUUCUGGGAUGGAGGAUGGGAGGGGAGGUCAACUUAUAACCCUCUUUGGUGCUCUUGUAAACAAGCUUCUUUCCCCUCCUGUCCAUCCUUGGAAGUUUUGUGCUCCAACUGUUUGUGACACCAAGAAAGGAAAUUCAUGUCAUGUGA